This is a messenger RNA of Paralichthys olivaceus (Japanese flounder), 5423 nucleotides long. Lineage: Eukaryota; Metazoa; Chordata; Actinopteri; Pleuronectiformes; Paralichthyidae. The record is from RefSeq and is a predicted model, not a curated record.
GGGAAUCACCACAGACAACAGGGAGGGGAGCAGCAGCGACGUGCGUCCAGCAGAAAAAGCAGCUUCUUAGGGUUGGAAAUGAAGUCAGAGCUGGUCUGGGAGGACUGGGACCUGGGAAAAGAAUUCACCAAAACAUUAGUGUUAAAGAACAUUCAUAAUAAGAGACAGAAGCUACACCUGAGGCCUCCAGAGUCCACAUUUUUCAUCAUCCUAAGUCCCCAGAUCAUUUUAAUCAGCCCAGGGAUGUCUUUCUCCAUCCCAAUCUCCUUUAGACCACUACAGAGGUGUGAGUAUGAGGACAGCAUUGAGUUUCAGAGUAAAGAGGGCAGCUUCCAAGUACGCCUCCAGGCCACCAUUCCCUGUCUUGCCUUGGAGGUACCAGACUCUGUACUGCUGCCACUUUGUGCGGUGCAACACUCCUCACAUACCACUUUCCUCCUCAAAAAUGCAAGUAAACUCCAGACUUCCUUCCAGUGGGUGUGUGCUGCACCUUUCCAGUUAAGCCCUGACCAUGGCCUGUUGAAGCCCAGUCAGGAGUGUCACAUCACUGUGGUGUUCCAGCCACAAGAGGCGCUGGUGUACCAGCAACAGGCUUCCUGCAGGUUUGGAGAGGAAGGGGACAAGGCAGAGAGCUGCUGCACAGUGCUGCUGCUGGGACUAGCCAAACACCCAUGUCUCCAGCUGAGAAACCCUGCAGCCAAAGAGGAAAAAGAACAGGGGGGUCCAGUGCUGCACUUUGGUUCUGUGGCUGUUGGCCAAAAUUUGCAGAAACACUUUGAUAUCUUCAACCCCUCUCCUGUAACUACAUCUUUCUCUCUGUCACGUCUAUCUGGCGGGGUGCCUUUGCUUGGGUCAGAAUUCAGCUGUGAUGUCUCCACGGGUAAAGUAGCGCCUGGUGGAUCCCUGCGAGCUACAGUCACCUUUUCUCCUGCUGUGGUGGAUACAGUUUCGGUUGAGUACUUAUCUCUAAAAUGCAGAGGGGCAGACAAUGAAGAUCUGCUUAAACUCACUGGAAGUUGUAUAGGUCCUAAAGUUUCAUUAUCCUCCUCUGUGUUGGACUUCGGCUGUGUUAAGGAUGGACAAGCAGUCGUACAAACAGUGGCGCUGGUUAAUUCUUCUCCUGUUGAGACCAUAUACCAAUGGGACCUUGACUGUAGUGGGCAUAGUGUGUUCAGUAUCCAGCCUGCAAGUGGCACUGUUCUGCCACACAGCCAAACCACACUGAAGGCAGUCUACAGGCCCACACAGCCCAUUGUACACCACAGGAGAGUGGCAUGUCUCAUACUCCACCGGGACCCUCUGUUUCUAGAUCUGAUUGGAACCUGUCACUCAGAGCUCCAGCAACCAGCCAUACUGAAACCUGAACACUUGGUUUUGUACAAGCUUCACUGGUACCGUGGACACAGCCCACCAGACAGUCUCAGUGCCAUGCAGCAAGAUCAUAAUGUAGACUUGGAUCAGCAAGGUCUACACUGCACCCUGGAGGAGUCAAAUCAGAGACCAGACAGCUCUACUGAUGUGCUUAAAACUCCCAUGGAGGAAUUCUACCAAUCUUGCUUGGGGUGCAUGGAUCCCCUCUCCUCCAGCUCUUCAUCGUCUCCACAUGUGUCUGUGUUUCCAAGUGAGCUGCUAUUUAACCACAAAGUACCCUCCUUCGUGUCAACUUCAUCCUCUUCUUCUCAGUCCGUCUCCAUCACCAACUACACUAGGGGGAAACUAAGCCUGGUGUGGACUGUUGCCCAAGACUCUCAAUUUACUGUCUCUCCCUCAACAUGUGACCUGGCUCCACUGAAGUCUACCUCAUUCAGAGUGACCUAUGAUCCCAAGCAGCUCAACACUUUGCAUGGAGCGCAACUUGAGUGCUUUGCAUACUAUAAAAUGGAAGAUCAGCGCAUGGUUGAGCGACUGCUGUGUCCUCCAUGGUGUGUGACAGUGAGAGUCAUCGGUCACUCCUUUCAACCUGGCAAAGAACACUUCAUCCCAUGUUGCUCUCUGAAGCCCCCUCAAGUGGUCUUUCCAGGCCUAAGUGCUGUUUCUUAUCAGACAGCUCUCCUCCAGAAUUCUGGAGAUGUGCCCCUCACUUUCUGUCUGGACCUCAGCUCAAACCCUGCCCUUGCAAGAUCAGUAUCCGUUGUUCCGCAGUGCGGUCUGAUCCAACCUGGGCUUCACCAAAUCUUCACCCUCAGAACGACUCCCACAAUAAAAAGUCCCAGACAAGGGUUCUGUUUACAGCUGCAGCUCAAUGCAGCUAAACACACCAGGGAACUGACAGUUGUGAGUGUGGUUGAAAAGCUGUGUGUGUCUCUGGAAGGAGAUGGCACUUUAUAUUUUCAGCCAACAGCUGUGGGCUCACAAACACAACGCUCCCAACACAUCAGGAAUCUCAGCUGUCUACCUCUACGGUUCCAAUGGAGCAUUCCAGAACCAGACCAAGAGCUUAUCUCUGUUGAACCAGAUGCUGGUGACCUGCAUCCCAAUGAGAUCUUGAUUCAGACAUGGUCCUUCAGUCCGCUGGCAGAGAAAACAUACACACUCAAACCUAUUCUCACCUUCUGGCCGAGCCGGACUGAUGAACAAAACAAGUCCCUCAUCACACUAAAAGUGGUGGGAAUGGGCUCCAAAGGUUUCAUAGAGGCAGAAAAAGCCAUCCUGGAUGUAGAGGACACGCUCGUUGGAAAUAACCAGUCAAUUGAAAUUCCUCUGGUGAACAACAGCCCCUGCUCUGUGUCCUUUCAUCUCUCUGUGCAGCAGACACUUCUGGAUGAGGAACUUGUUUCUGAUCCUGAGAUUGAGCCGUGUGCUCUAAAGCUGGACUGUGAGAGAGGAAUCAUCGCCUCACGCUGCACAAUGCUGCUUCGAUCUACUUUCAGACCACACAGACGAGGCCAGUACUUAUGGACGAUCAACUACCAGACAAUGAAUGCCAGUGGGUCUGUGUCAUCCCCUCCACAGGCUGUAUGUGAAGUGCGAGCGAAGGGUGUGUUCCCUACACUACAGGUGACUGAUGUGUGCGGUGGUGGCAGUUCGGGCAGACUCAGCAAGAUGCAUCUCUGGAAACUGUUCUCAUUGGACAGCCUCAACCAGCACCUGCUGUCCACCCCCUCCUCUGCAGAACUCAUUUAUAGAACCCCCACCAAGCACAGUCUACACAGUUGUCCAUCAACCUUAACCAAAGCCAUGUUGGAUUUCAACUUCAGUGCUGCUUCCAUUAGUUCAGAGCCCUCAGCUUUUACACUGAUGUUUCACAACCCUGGUUCCAUCCCUGUCGAUUGGGCGUUCUUGUUUCCAGAGGAACAGCAGAUAGAGUUGGAUUACUGGGCAGAGACAGGAGAGCUCAGCAGCACUGAGCCAUCCCAGAUGAAGGCUCUGUUCAGCAUUUCUCCUCGUUCUGCAACUUUGCAGCCUGGCCAGCAGAGGGCAGUACACUUCAGCUACAGUCAUGACUUUGUUGGGACAAAUCGGUUUCCUGUUCUGUUAAAAAUCUCUCAUGGCAGAGAGAUCUUGCUUAACUUCCAGGGGGUGACAGUGGAGAGAAACAGACCAUACCUCCACUUUGCCUCCAAAAGACACGUCUUCACUUCUGUUACUAUUGGAGACUGUAGUCCUCCAAGGCAGGUGUAUGAACUAUACAAUGCGGGCGCAGUGCCAGUCCAUUAUGAAGUGGACACCGCUGUGUUGUCACAGCUAAAGGUGGACAAUUUUAACCAUCCAGUGUUGUGCUGCCUCAGUCCAGAGGGAGAGGUCCCUCCUGGAAAGACGGCCAUGCUGGAAUGGAUCUUUUCGCCACUGGAGGCUAAGAUGUACCAUAUGGACGUCUCUAUCCACAUCCAGGAUGGGGACUCGACACUGGUGAGGUUUGAGGGAUGUGGGUUUGGUACUCAAACACUGGGCUCCUCAAACACAUUUAACUGCAGUGAUACUUUGGAAUCUGCGCCCUGUGUCCAGAGGGUGCCGUUCCCAGGACGGUUGGUUUUUCUGUCUGGAGACAGCGUCUCUCUAGGUGACGUCCCUGUCUUCUCAGAAUUGUCAAGAAUCCUCUUCCUCACCAAUGUGUCUCACUCAGACACUGUCCACUACACAUGGGACCUUCCCCAGCAGAGCAACCAGCAGGUGGUGCAGAUCCGUCCAGAGCGAGGCAGCCUGAGUCCAGGGGAGUGUAGUCUUUGUGUCCUCACCUUCACUUCCACCGACUACCCCACUGUUUAUCGGCUGGAUCUCAUCUGUCAGGUUAUUCAAGAAGCUGCACUGACACAAUAUCAUAAAGCUCUGCAACGCUGGGAGGAGGAGAGAAAGAGAGAAGAAGAGGAAUUCACAAUCACUGACAAGCACCUUCCAGGAAGUCAAAGAGAUCUGAUCAAUAAGGAGACUGUGGGAGCGUCAGUAAGAAAGGAUUCACCAUUCAGGAAAUAUAAGAUUAUUCCUCCUAUCUCUGCCAGUGGUAGUGGUGAAACAGUAGGUGCAAUAUGUUCUAAGUUAAUGAGAGCUGAGCGCCGGGCACAGCAAGAAACGGCAAAAAUACAGAGGCAGCCCGAACCACCCCAACCUGUUCUGUUGCACCUGGAGGUUACAGCACACUCCUAUGGGCUUCUGGACUAUCUCACACACUUCCCUGACCAGCUCAAUAAGCUCUAUAGGGGCCUCCAGUCAGUUGAGUCCCAGACACCUUCUUCAAGCACACCCCUCCCUGUUACGCUUCCCCCGCCACCACACAGCCCAGAGAAGGACAUCUUUGUGCACAUUCUCACCACUCUGCUAUGGAACAUCCUCGAGGAUUCAGCUUUCGCUCAGUCUCUAUUUACUGUGGCCUCCAAACCUGUCACCUACCGGCCGACAGAAACUUCUCCCUCUCACUGCCCCCCAUCUUCUCCUUCCCCCCGACCUCAAGCUGUGUUGGAUAGGCCAGAGGCUAGACUGACUGAACAGCACAGCACGGUGGACAGGGCGGGGACAGCACCAGUGGAACGUGCUCCUGUGGACGUGAGCAAAGGUGUUUUGGUGAACACCCUCCAGAACCUGAUGAUGGAAGCUGUCAGAGGAGAGCUUGUUCUUACAGCGCACCCACGCACCGUUAUCUUGCCACCUGUUUCCACCAGGACCAGGAGGAUGUCCAGAGCCUCGACUGAGGAGAACAGCUAAAAGGAAACAGUGAGGACUAAGUUUCACCAUCUACUGCACAUCCUAGAGACGCUUCUCUGUUUGUUGUUUUCAUCUAAAUCAGUAUUUCCCACAAUCCACUGUUAUUAAUUCUUUUCUAAAAUCAGUUUUGCCUCAUACACAUUCUGUAGCUCUUCUGUGUCCCUUCAAGUGCCAUCUAUUGUUCCUUUGCACAGUUGUUCUUAAAUCUCUCUCCUGCCCCCAUGUCUCUGCUCUCAGUUAUCUCAUUGACUCUUCCAGAACUAUUACAUAAAUGCUGCUGCAGCUGU